UUACGGUUGCACAGCCGAUCACGGAGGAAGCCUUUUCGUUUCCCGGUGGGCGGUGGGUAACAGACUGGCAACGCUAUGCGUGGACUUGCAUAAUCACGGCGCGCAUGAACGGCCGUGAUUUGCGAUCGCAGCCUUCGGUCAUAAGCUGCCUUCCCAUCUCCACGAUUCCAAGCUCGAGCCAUGUCUCGCUUCUUCUUCUUCUUCUUCUUCUUCUUCUUCCUUCCGCUCCUUUCUUCCGCUUCCGGAGGUGUAACGCUUGCUCCACCUUCCGAUCCUUUCUCUGCUGGCGUGGCGUUGAACAUCGACUGCGGAGGCACCGCUAACUUCACGUCGGAGUUUGGGCGCUCCUGGGUGGCGGAUCUCUACUACUCCGGUGGCGCCGCCGGGUUGGUGGCGGAGCCCCACCGGUUCCAGCUGCCGCAGGAGCGAACUCUCCGUUUUUUCCCUCCGGUUUCCUACGGCAAGAAGAACUGCUACGCUGUUCCCCUUCCCAACGGCCGCUAUUAUAUUCGCACCUUCACCGUCUACGACAACUACGAUUCCAAGCUCCGGAGCCCUAGCUUCGACGUCUCCUUCGAAGGCACGCUCGUAUUCACCUUGCAUUCCCCCUGGCCCGAGGCCGCUGCCCGCUCUGGUGCUUAUUCUGACUUUAUCGCCGCCGUCCCCGACGGCAGCGCCACCCUUUGCUUCUACAGCAUCGCCACCGACCCUCCUGUCAUUGCCUCCCUCGAGAUCGCUGCCAUUCACCCACUCGCCUACGAUGCUGCCUCCACCGGCACAGAUCUCAUCCUCAUCAAUUAUGGCCGCCUCACAGCUGGUUCCUCCCUCUUCGGUCCUGGAUUCUCUAACGACUCCGACGCUUUCUCCAGGGUCUGGCAACCUGAUGCCGUAUACCGAAACCCGAAUGUCUCAGUCAAGGCGCUAUCCGCUGGGGGACACCAAAUAUACGGCGCCAACCAGGCCCCAAAUUACUUCCCUGUCAAGCUGUACGAGACAGCCGUCACAACCGUCAAUCUUGGGGACACUCUUGAAUUCUUGCUGCCGGUGGACACGCGGCUAGACUACAUGCUUUGGUUUCACUUUGCGGAGAUAGAUUCUGGGGUGAACGCUGCAGCACAGAGGGUGUUCGAUGUGUUCAUCGGCCAAGAGAAAGUGUCGAGAAUUGACAUCUACAAGGAGGUCGGAGGGUUCACAGCCUUCAAGUGGAGUUACAUAGUGAGAAACUUGACAAGCAGGCCCUUAAGUGUGAAGCUGGUGCCGGUGGCUGCAAAGCCCAUUAUUUGUGGACUUGAGAAUUAUGCUAUGGUGCCAUUGGACAUGGUCACGGUGUCAAGUCAAGUGUUGGCGAUGCAGGCAUUGAAGGAAUCACUGCGGGUACCGGAUAGGAUGGGCUGGAACGGAGACCCGUGUGCACCUUCCACGUGGGAUACUUGGGAGGGUGUCACUUGUCAUCUCAGUGAGAACGGACAAAAUCUUGUUGUCACUCAAUUGGACUUAGGAAGUCAAGGCUUGAAAGGAUAUAUUAGUGAUAAAAUAAAUAUCUUAACACACUUGGUAAACUUGAACUUGAGCUCUAAUUCUUUGGGAGGAAGUUUGCCAACAGAUUUUGGUCUUGGGUCCUUAGUAAGCUUGGACCUGUCUUCAAAUCAGUUUACAGGGAGUAUUCCAGAUACCUUGGGUUCCUCAAACUUGCAAAUUGUAUUGUUAAACAACAAUCAAUUGGAUGGACAAGUUCCUGAGAAAGUUUAUUCAAUUGGUGUACAUGGUGGAAUCAUAGACCUUUCAGGUAAUAAAGGUCUUUGUGGUGUUCCCACUUUACCAGCAUGUCCUUUAUUUUGGGACAAGGGUGGUCUUUCAUUAGCUGGCAAGAUUGCAAUUGGCUUAUCAUGCGUUUUUAUUUUCAUUUUACUUCUCGUCAUUUAUAUUUUCUGCAUAAGAAGGGGAAGCAGCGAUUAUGAUUUUGAGUUUCCUCAAGACUUAAUAUCAAUUGCAGCAAAAAGAAACAGGUACCAGAGACAGAAGCUUAUGCUUGUGGAGCUGGAAGAAGCGUCAAACUCUACAAGUUUUCCUAGCAGCUCAAACACUCAUUAGCAACCUCUUAGCAUAAGAUGAGAAAAGAUUGCUUAGUUUUCUUGAUUUGGAAGACUAAAUCAGAUGCCCAUGCGCACUCAUUCUUUGGUGGUAGCAGAGAUAUUGCAUUGAACGACUCAUCUAAACGCCGGAAGGACCUCGUUUGAAUUCACCAACGAAGUGUGUAUAUUAUAAGAUAUGAAAGUGGAAGAAGCCAAUUAUGUCCCGUAGUAUAUGAAUCUGUAGGGAUCAUUAGAUUUGGAGAAAUUUUUGCAUUUCCUUGGUCUAGAUGAUAUGUAGAUUGGCUGAUUCAUGGAUUCAACAUUUUUGUGUGCGAAGUUCUCUGCAAAACAUACAAAUGUGGAUUUUAUUGACAAAUUAACAAUAAUUAAUGUCGUCGAUGCCAGUUCAUUGUGAUCA
Zingiber officinale is the source of this 2490-nucleotide messenger RNA. RefSeq names its product receptor-like protein 4. The coding region runs from base 181 to 2091 and encodes 636 amino acids. The transcript is spliced from 9 exons. The record is from RefSeq and is a predicted model, not a curated record. Gene Ontology annotation, molecular function: protein binding. Lineage: Eukaryota; Viridiplantae; Streptophyta; Magnoliopsida; Zingiberales; Zingiberaceae.